This is a messenger RNA of Carassius gibelio (silver crucian carp), 2104 nucleotides long. RefSeq lists its product as uncharacterized. The transcript has 3 exons. The record is from RefSeq and is a predicted model, not a curated record. Gene Ontology annotation, molecular function: calcium ion binding; protein binding. Lineage: Eukaryota; Metazoa; Chordata; Actinopteri; Cypriniformes; Cyprinidae. Bases 185 to 2104 code for a protein of 639 amino acids.
CACAAAUGAGGUCCCUUCUGAAGAUGCAUUAGUGUUGCAUUUGCACUUGGCAACAGGUCAGGAUAAACUGGUGGCCCAAUUGCAAGGGCAGCAAGCUGAAGUUAAGCAACUUCAGAACACGCUGAGAGAACAGCAACACACUCUACUAGCCCACCAAAGAGAAAUACUGGACCAGCAACGGAUUAUGUUUGAAAAGAUGGAAGAAGUCAAGACCCAGUAUAACCUUCUUCUUGACGGGGUCAGACAGUUAUCUGUGCAAGGCCCACAGGGCGUCAUUGAGAGCCAUUUGGAUGGUCUCCAGUCCCAGGUUAGGACCUUUUCUCAGGAGGCCUUUGCAAUGCAUAAGAUGAACAUGGAUGCUAGUGUUAAAGACGCUGAGAGACCUCUUCCUGGCUGUGGAUCCUGCCGAGCAGAUGAGUACUGUGACUUCAGUGCAGACCGGCCACGUUGUGAGAAAUGCACCGUUUGCCCUCCGGGAUUCUUUCUGGUGGCUCAAUGUUCCAUUCACGCUGACAGGAUUUGCCAGGACAGAGACGAAUGCCUGGAGAUCCCAAACUUAUGUAAAGAGCGCAACCAGUGCCUGAAUACACCAGGGGGAUUUCGCUGCUCCGGCAUGUCGGAGAGGGAAGCAGCCGCUGGGAAGUGUGGGCACUCUUAUUUUUACAGUUCUGAGAUGGAGGAGUGUCAAGCCUGUACAGAAUGUGAUUCUCAGCCAAUGACAUCCCCAUGUUCAGCCUUGAAUGAUGCCGUGUGUGCCAACCCCUCUGAAAGCAAACUCUCGCUGUCUUGGUCUGGUAACGUUGACCUAGCCAAGGGUAGUGCGUUUCCUGAAAAGCAACUUCACAUACGUGGUAACAGCGAUGGAAGUCUUCUUUCCUGCACUGAUGGUUGGAUAGUGCUGCACCAGCAUGGGCUUGUUUGGGUUGACCAUAACCUUGCUUUAAAACACGGCUGCCGCAGCUUCAUUCAAGCGUGUUUACGACUGAACGCCAGUGAAGAUGAAGGCCGGGAUCUGAGUGGGAUGCGUUUGGAGCAGCAGGAGGGAAAAUCUCUCCAGAGCGCCAGUGUGAGUGGAGCAACUUCUGUGGAGCCAGGUCACGUACUCUACCUUACUCUCAAGAGCGCCACCAACCAGUGUAGCCAAGACAAGGACGAUGUGCACCUUCAGAGCAGCCUAAUCUCACCUCUCAGCUUGCUCUGGUUGUCCCAUGACACCGGUGCGGUUGCAAUGACUGCUCAGGCCGUUGCUUCGGCGCAUUACCACACCAACUACCGUCCUGCCUUCCGUACAUCAUCCAUCUCCGACCCCUACAUGGUCGGCUUGACUCAUGAUAACCGAGGGGUGCGCUUCAGAGAAAGUGGCACUGUGAAGUUUGUCCUCCAGCAAGCAUUGUACUCCAUGGGUCAAGCCUGUAUCUCCGAGGGCUUCUACUUGCUUGCAUACGUGAACCACAACGGAAGCAGUGCUGAGCUGACCCGUGCAUUUAAACCUGGUGUUCACUACAGAGACACAUCUAUUUCUCUCUCAGCAGCCACCACUGUGGACUCUGGGGAUAUGCUCACCUUUGAGAUCCUUGCUCCCGCACAGUGCAAUGUGCGCUACUUCGGAGACGACUCUGGGAUUAGCAUGCUCAGUCUGGUGUGGAUCCCUUCAGCUAUGUCCACUGCCUUGUCUGCCUCUGUGUCCAGGAAAGGUCUCCCCUCUGGUGCAGUGCGAAAUAAACCCUUGCUCUUCCAUCAGACAAGUCCAGCGGUUCCACAAGUUGCACUAGCUGGAACCAAAGAUCACAGAGACUUCAUCUUUCGGGAAGCGGGGACGGCGAGUGUGGCUUUAGAUCUGCGGCUUAUCCACUCAUGCAGUCUAAUCAAACUCACCUUGCUCCAACAGAGCGGGUCUCAGGGGGUUCAGCCAGCUCCUGUAGCGCAACAGAUUGGUGGACACAUGCCAGAGGGAAGCGUUUGGGCAAGUGUGGGGCUGAGGGUAUCGUUCCAGGUGCGUAAUGGCACUGUGAUUUUCGCUACAGUGGACUGCGUCAGAGGGCGAAUCAACCAAAUUGCCUAUGAUGCUGGAAGUAGUAUGUCUAUCCUCUGGACAGUUGCAUAA